AUCCCUCUCUACUUCUCUCACACACAUACAGUGUGUUUGCUGGGAAGGGGAUAGCCGAGGGGAAACUAGGGAUUACAUUGUCUACCUGCCUGUGAAGGAAUUAUUUUCCUCUCUGGAAUUUCCAUUAAAGAGAUCUUGGAACAACAUCCUAAAGGGAGCCGUAGCCAAAUUCUUACCUAUCAUCGAAACCCAGUGACAUCACUAUUAUCACCUGAUCUGCAGCAUAUUUUCCCGUCGUCAACAUCAUCACUUGUCAGUAACAUCAACGCCGAAACACGUUUUGACAUCAUCCGAGGAGACCAUGAGCAGCAACUACAGCGUCACUCUCUUGGGCCCAGCCCCCUGGGGCUUCAGGCUGCAGGGAGGGAAGGACUUCAACAUGCCCCUCACCAUCUCCAGGCUGACGGAUGCUGGGAAGGCGGCUAAAGGUGGCAUCGGUAUCGGAGACAUGGUUCUGUCUAUUGACGGCAUCGCCACGGAGGGCAUGAACCACCUGGAGGCCCAGAACAAGAUCAAGAGCUGCACCGGCAACCUCAGCCUCAACCUGCAGAAGGCCCUCCGUGCUGCAAAACCUCCUCCUGUGGCACCAAAGGACGACAGAUCAGACAUCAUAAAACCAGUGGCCCUCACCCAUCCCCCUCCACCACCCCAUCCACACCCUCACUCCUCCAGCCCCUCCACCACCAGCUACAACAAGGCCACCACACGUUACGGGGGCUGUGCAAGAGAGAGCGAAUACCCUCCUUCACAGUCCCCUUUCGCUCCCUUCAUCCCAUCCCCAUCCUCUGCCUUCACUCCUGCCUCCUCUCACAUCAGUCCUCCCCUUCCUCCUCCUCCACCUCCUGUCUCUUAUCCAUCCUCUUCCUCUUCCUCCUCCCCCCCUAUCCUCGUUGCGCCCCAGCCAUCAGUGUAUAACACACCCUUCAACCUCUACUCCUCUGAGAACGCAUGUGAGGUGGCCAUGGGGCAGAGGCGGGGCCUGUUGGAGAGUCAGGGUGGAGCCUUGCCGCCUGUGCAGUUUAAUGGAGUUCCCAGGAGACACGUCGUGGACACAGACAUCCAUUUCUACCAUGUGCCCACUCACGCUGAUGCCAGCAGGAAGCGCAUAACGGAGGACACGGAGGACUGGCGCCCUCGCACCGGCACCACCCAGUCCAGAUCUUUCAGGAUUCUGGCUCAGAUCACCGGUACCGAGCGUGCUCAAGAUGAGGAAGAUGACGCAGCCAAGAAGACAAAUGAGGAAGGAGAGGAGCCAGAACUCAACAGCCACGAGUCUGCAGUUGUCAAGACCAUGGUCAAAGGACCUGUUGCCAUCCAAGGUCACCAUCCACAGACUCAUUUGAUCACCCCGUCCUUCGGUAUGAAGGGUAAUGGAAGUGCCAGUGUCCCGAGGGGUCCUGUCCCAGCCCGACCUUUACCUCAGCCCCACCCUUCAGAUGAGGACACCCUGGUCCAGAUGGCAGAACACAUCCCUGCUGGGACUCGGACACCCAUGUGUGCCCACUGCAACAUGGUCAUCAGAGGGCCAUAUCUGGUAGCAAUGGGGAAAUCCUGGCAUAAGGAGGAGUUUAACUGUGCCCACUGCCGUACGUCUCUGUCAGAUAUAGGCUUUGUGGAAGAACAAGGAUCUGUCUACUGUGAACACUGCUAUGAAGAUUUCUUCGCUCCGACAUGCAGCCGCUGCCAGGACAAGAUACUGGGGGAGGUGAUAAAUGCCCUCAAACAGACGUGGCAUGUCUACUGCUUUCUGUGCGCUUCCUGUCAGCAGCCAAUCAGAAACAACACCUUCCACCUGGAGGAUGGAGAACCAUACUGUGAACAAGACUUCUACAGUAGGUUUGGGACUAGCUGCCACGGCUGUGAGUUCCCCAUCGAGGCUGGAGACAAGUUCCUGGAGGCCCUCGGUUACACCUGGCACGACACCUGCUUUGUCUGCACUGUGUGCUGCACCACCCUGGAAGGCCAGAAAUUCUUCUCCAAGAAAGACAAACCUCUUUGCAAGAAACACGCUCACACACUGAAGAUAUGAAUCUCUGACUUUCUUCACAGCCGUACAUUCUCCCUCGGUUGAUGCAGUGGGAAGGCCUCUUAACAGUUCUUGCAACAAUAAAACUCAAGCACUACUCGUAUAAGUAUAGCGGUCAGAAUAAGGAAACACUGCCAUGUAUGCAAAAGUGAAUUUAUUCUUGUCCAGGGAUCCAGACUCAUUGUAAAACAUAAUCUACAGUACUGCUUAAUAACUGUUUCUACCAAUUUUCACCCAAAAUACUGAUUUUCAUGGAUGCUCAUGCACCCAGAAUUAGAACAGUUUUACUGCCAAAUGGUACAGCGUAUGUGUGGAAUACCACUAGCAAUCACCAAAGUCGGACAAGUAGGAUUUUGUGAUCCUAGUCUUUAUUUCUUAAUCUAGAGUUUAAUCUUGAUUUUCUCAGAAGCACAUUAGGGGUGAAAUCCUCACAUCUACCAUCGUAAGUCAGUCAGUGAACAAAGAGGCUCCGGUAACCUGUUAAAUCACACAACGCUUGAAAUUAGACAGUACCAGAAAUAUACGUGUAUAUUCAUACUUAUACUAUAGGAGUUCAGAGAGAGGAGGAUAUUGGCAAUUAUUUUCUAAGCAGGUGUUUAUUUUUGUUAGUGGUAAUGUUUGUGAAGCUGUAAUCAAAUUAAACAAUCUGAUCCACAGCUAUUACGUUUCAAGAGAAUAUCCAAUUUCCUGUGUCAAACUUUAUUUUAUCAGAAUCUGCGUUAAAAAUGUCCAGACUGUGCUUGUACUAGUUGUUUUAAUACAGGUGAGCUGAAUGUCUGGAAUGAUGAUGAAACCCCUUCUUGCUUUUGAUCAGUGCAUAGAAUUAUUUGAACUUUUUCUUAUUUUUCAAAUGAAUUUUAUGUAUUUUAUGAUUUUUUUUUAAAAUUUGUUUGUCAUGUGAAACUUGGCUAAAAUGUUACCGGUUUCAAAACAAGUCAAACAAACUUAGUCAUAUACAACAGUGAGGCACUUGAGAAAAUGGUCUUGAUUUUAUGGAGGACAUAAUUGGCCCUAAAUAUACAUACAAAAUAGAUAAAUGUAUGACAAAGUAUGAUUUUUCCUUACUAUGAUAGACUGACAUAUCUUGACAAUUGCAUAGUGUUGGCACAAAUGUGUUUUCUAUACUGAGUGCCAUAUAGUUUAAUGAAUCAUAUUCAUAUUUUUACUUAUUUUACCUCAUCUUAUUAUAUAUAUUUAUUUUGUAUUUUAUAAUAAUUGCAUUAAUUUCUGGUUGAUUCGGUCCUCCAUAUGCUUCAUAAAAGUGAGUAGCUCUUUCUGUGAAACUCUAAUAAUCUUUGUGUAGUAAACUGUAUAUUUCAUUUUGUUUAUAGAGGUGAGAAAUGUCUUAUCUGACAAUAUGUAUUUAACUGUUUGGGUAACUGGGUUUUUGCUUUUGCAGGGAAUGGAUGAGGGGUAGUUUCUUCUCUGUUUUUAGUGUCUCACAUGACUGUCCACUAACCGUCCCAGCAUGUUGACUUGGAGAUAUUUACUUUUCAUUAUGGCAGAGGGGUAUAUAUGGUCUAUUUUUAAAACACUGAGAACAGAACAAAUGGUAGCACUCUGAUUCAUUUCAUGUAAUUAUCAUUAAAGAAAGCUGGGUUUUUACUGUAUGUGUACAGUAACAGUUUACAGCGGUAAUCAAACAUGGUUAAUUUCCACCUACAGAACUGCAGUUGGUACUAUUAAAAUGGAUCUGAGUUGUUGAAUAAAUGAUGCGCUCUUAAACCCCCAA
Messenger RNA from Sebastes umbrosus (honeycomb rockfish), 3758 nucleotides. It is a transcript of the gene pdlim5a, whose product is annotated as PDZ and LIM domain 5a. Gene Ontology annotation, cellular component: adherens junction; filamentous actin; Z disc. The transcript is spliced from 13 exons. Gene Ontology annotation, molecular function: actin binding; muscle alpha-actinin binding. Gene Ontology annotation, biological process: heart development; muscle structure development; actin cytoskeleton organization. The record is from RefSeq and is a predicted model, not a curated record. Bases 302 to 2029 code for a protein of 575 amino acids. NCBI's taxonomy places the organism in Eukaryota, Metazoa, Chordata, Actinopteri, Perciformes, Sebastidae.